Messenger RNA from Solanum tuberosum (potato), 1561 nucleotides. Its product is annotated as sterile alpha motif domain-containing protein 15-like. The record is from RefSeq and is a predicted model, not a curated record. The transcript has 10 exons. Gene Ontology annotation, molecular function: DNA binding. NCBI's taxonomy places the organism in Eukaryota, Viridiplantae, Streptophyta, Magnoliopsida, Solanales, Solanaceae. Bases 1 to 1461 code for a protein of 486 amino acids.
AUGAGUGAUUUUAAUUUUAAUCGUGUUACAGAAAAAUCAAACCACAACAUCAAGUCAUCUCUCCUUGCAGAGCCCCCAAAAGUCAAGUCAGGGGAACUUUCUCAAAGACAAGAUUUUGAAGAUCUGACGUUAGAAGUUGGUACCAACAAGCUUUUUGGUAAUUCAAAUAACAACAUCGAAUCAUCUCCCCUUGCGAAGCCCCCAAAAUCCACGUCGAGGGAACUUCCUCAAAGACAGGAGUUUGAAGAUCAAACGUUAGAAGUUGUUACUCACAAGUCUUUUGACAAAUCAAACAACAACAUCAAAUCAUCUCCCCUUGCAAAGCCUAAAUCCAUGUCAGGGAAGCUUCCUCAAAGACAGGAGUUUGAAGACCGAACAGUAGAAGUUGUUACUCUCAAGCCUUUUGACAAAUCAAAUAACAACAUCAAGUCAUCUCCCCUUGCGAAGCCCCCUAAAUCCAAGUCGGGGGAACUUCCUCAAAGACAGGAGUUUGAACUUCAGACGUUAGAAGUUGUUACUCACAAGUCUUUUGACAAAUCAAACAACAACAUCAAGUCAUCUCCCAUUGCAAAGCCUAAAUUCAAGUCAGGAAAGCUUCCUCAAAGACAGGAGUUUGAAGACCGAAUAGUAGAAGUUAUUACUCUCAAGCCUUUUGACAAAUCAAACCACAACAUCAAGCUAUCUCCCCUUGCUAAUCCCCCUAAAUCUAAUUCGAGGAAACGUGCUCAAAGAGAUGAUUUUGAAGAUCGCCCGUUAGAAGUUGUUACUCACGAGUCUUUUGACAAAUCAAACCACAAAAAAAUCAAGUCAUCUUCCCUUGCAGAGCCCUCUAAAUCCAAAUCGGUGGGACUUCAUCAAAGACAAGAAUUUGAAGAACGAACACUAGAAGUUGCUACUCACAAGUCUUUUGAUAAACCAAACCACAAAAAAAUCAAGUCAUCGCCCCUUGCAGAGCCCUCUCAAUCCAAGUCGAGAGGACUUCCUCAAAAACAGAAUUUUGAAGAUCAGACGAUAGAAGUUGUUACUCACAAGCCUCUUGACAAACCAAACUACUCCAUCACUUCAUCAAAAAAGGCAUCUCCCCUUGAAGUAGUUCCUCACAAAUCUCAUGGUCAUUCUUAUUUUGUAACCAUAGUUAGUCCCUAUUGCCUCGUAAGCGAUACCUUGUUAAUUCCUGAAGAAUUUGCAUUGGCAAAUGGUCUAUUCAACAUCAAGAAGUGCGAUUUGAUUAUCAGAGAUGAAAACGAGAGGUUGUGGAAUGUUACAUUACGUACACAUAAUACUUAUGUUAUUAUUAAAGAUGGAUGGAAAAAAAUUCGCGAUGCACAUUGCUUAAAGGAGGGAGAUCACAUAAUGUUUGAGGUUGUUACUGGUGGAAAUAAACCAAUAUGGAAAUUUCAUGGCAAAAUUUCAGAAGAACUUGCAAGUAUCAUUCAACAGGAUAGACUGAACAAUGAAUGAAGUUGUUUAUGAUGGAAAAGAAAAAACAACAAUGAAGCAAUUGAACACCCCCACCCCUCUCUUAGAUCUCGCAAUUAUUAUAUUUUGUGUUCGCCUAUGA